Dermacentor silvarum is the source of this 5845-nucleotide messenger RNA. RefSeq lists its product as uncharacterized. Lineage: Eukaryota; Metazoa; Arthropoda; Arachnida; Ixodida; Ixodidae. The record is from RefSeq and is a predicted model, not a curated record.
CUGGACACAGCUGAGGACCACGAGGAACACAGCCACGCGCUGACUGGAGACAUUGACCGGGCUCACCAUUUUCACAACCGCACUAAACGCCAGGCGCCCCCUUCGUCGACGGACUCAGGAGAAUUACCGGACCGACUUCAAGCUGAACAUCGUGAGCGGCGACCCGGCCUCCAUGGAGCUGGGACGCGUGCUCGAGUACGAGCUGCAGAUCACCGUGCCGCCCACCGAGAGGCUGGACCUUCUCGUCGACAUCUUCACCAAGGACGUGAUCGCGGAGAACUACGUGCCGCCGCUGGCCAUCUUCGACGUGAAGACGGACCUGCCGCCCGAGAUGACAUUCAGCGUCGGGGAGCCCGAGCCCAAGAUGAUCCUCAGUGAGUCCGUGAAGAACGUGUACGACCGGGUGGUGGUCGAAUUCGGCAACAUCGUCAAUCCAGACACUAGCAGGAACAUCCUGGUCCGCUUCUCAGUGACCGCCGUGCGUGUACGAAUGACAUCUAAGACUCACUACGUCACCGUCGGCGCCGAGUUCGACUUCGAGACGUACGUCUGGGUUGGCCAAACAGAAGUCACCGUUAACCCUCCCAAAGCGAACGAGGAUGAGAAGAAGCUGGAGGUUGAGGUGAGCGGGCCGAACGAGAUCGCGCUGGACAGCGCAGGCAUCUACACCGUUGACAUGUACCUCAAGAUGCGCUCGGACCGAGUCACCAUCUCCGUCACGGGACCCACCGACCUCGAGGACCUGCUCGCUGUCGGAAACCUUGGAGUCGCCAGUUUCAGCGAGAACUACCGGGCCAUUCCCAACGACAUCAACCACUACAAGACAGAACUCACGCCAUCGGCGACGAAGGAGACCUACAGCGCUGCCAAGAUCGACAUGGGCCUCAUCACAAGCACCGGAUCGAUCUACCAGAAGGCCCGAAUCGACGAGAACAAGAUCAGCUUCACGUUCGCUCUGUUCGCCCUGAACAAGCCGGAGUACGUGGGCGAGACCAAGACGGCCAUGCUCGAGAUCACCGUGGCCAACAAGGUCAUGUACAAGGAGCCCAUCUACGUCAACCUCACGGACAUCAACCUCGAUGAGCCGACGAACAACAUCGAGGACGUGCUUCCGGUGACAGAGCUGACAAAAACCACGCUAGGCAGCCUACUGAAGUUCACGCUCCACCUGAACGUCACUUCCGGCGGGUUCACGGCCAUCCGCGUGAUGUCCGAGGUUGAUCCCGAAAGCCCGAUGCAGCUGUGCUCGGCGCGUUUCGACCUCGAGGAGAGCGGCUUCAACUUGCCCUGGGUCAACACCAGCUCCGCCGAGGCUACGCUCGAGAACGAUUACUACGUGGUGGACCUCGGCCGCGUGUUCGUCUCCCAACAGCGUGCGGUGAGCUCUGCCCGGGAGAACACUCUGGUGCUGGAGGUGUUCGUGUACGUAGACUACACGAUGGACGUGAACCUCAAGGAGGGAAACCUGUUCCCCAUCAAGAUGAAGGUCGGCAAGGGAGACGACGGGCUGCUCGUCCCUUUCGAGGCGCUCACCCUCGAACCUAAGCGCUACAUGUACAACCCGGACGUGAAGAUCUUGGACGCGGUCGGAUGGCGGGAGCUGUACGUGAGCGGGGCGGUGGCGCUGGACGUGGUCGUCUCUAUGCCAGCGGGCUCGACGCACGCCAACAUCACGGUGGACGUGGCGGGCCAGAACAACCCGAGCUUGCCCGGUCUGCACGUGUGCCGCGCCAGGCUGUCCUUCGUGGGCCGAGCCAUGCCCUGUCUGCAAGCAGUACGCGACACGGUCAACAUGGAGGGUGUCAGCUAUCCCAAGCUCAACCCGACCCGUAGUGACACGGACUCGGGGCAGGUGUCUCUGGGCACGGUGUCGCAUAUUCCCAAGAGCCUGGCCAACGUGACCGAGAGCAAGAUGAUCAUCAACUUCGUGGCCACCAUACAGGAUGACGCCGAGUUCGCCAACGGGGCGCCGUACGCCAUCAUCACCACCGUGUCCAUUGGCGGCAAGAGCGUCUUCACCGAGGAAAAGAAGUUUGCCGCCACCAGAGGGCCCUCCAAGGACUUGCUCCGGAACAACCCGAUCUUCGCAUACACGCGGCCGCUGUGGACGUCGCCCAUCGUUCCGGGCAUGGUGGCCGAGUUCGAGCUGGUGCUCAAGGCGCCGCCACGCAGCAUGGGCCUGUACCUGGUCGAAGUGAGCACGGCGAGCACCGACGUGAGCGUCUGCGUGCUCAAAAUAAAGUCGGUGGGCGACACCAUGCCCUGCCUGGACCCCGACACGCCGGCCACGUACGUGCUCCACGACGACCCCAACGACGGCAACAAGAGGGCCUCCAUCGCCCUGCAGGCUCUCGCGAACGUCGGCACGUACCCCAUGCGAACGGUGAAGGACCUGGACCCGAACACGGUGGUGUUCUCCGUCAUGAUCCGCGUCAAGGAGACGGCCACCAAGAACAAGGCACUCAAGUGCCGCAUCUCGUACGGCUCCAAGGGCAACUUCGAGGAGAGCCUCACCGUGCCCGUGGCCAGCGGCGCCGCUGCGCGGACGCCGCAGCACGACGAAACGCUUGCCAAGCCGCCUCGGCAGAUGAUGGUCGGCCCCCACGAGCCCACCCUGCACAGCCUCGCGCCUGGGGCGAUGCUCCUGAUGACCUUGUUCCUCGAACUCGAGCCGUUCACCGCAUCCACACUCAACUUUGACCUAACGCUGGACGAAGGGGCCGCCUCCAUGGACGACUUCGAGCUGUGCCACGAGGGGGUCUCGCACCUGGGCAUGAACUACCCGUGCGUCAAGCCCAGCCAGUGGGACAAACUGCCCGUCAAAGCAGCAAAAAGAAUAUUUGGGCACUACGACUUGCACCUGAUCUGCAACUCGUACAUCGAACGGAAGACCGAGGAAGAAAACAUGCUGAGGUUCACGGUACCGCUGCUGCUUAAACGGAACUCGAGCCUGCUACCAGGAAUGGAGGUCAGCAUGACCGCCACCGCAUGUCUCUGGACAAUCGAGUCGAAAGACCGCCACCACCCGACUGCGCAUCGCGAUGUGCCGGACCAGACACUGGGAACGGGCGAUCCUCAGGUCAAGUCUUCUAACCCGGGUCCUACGGACAUCCGAGUUCGACAGCGGCUCUGGAUCCCCUUCAACAUCACCCUGGCGAGGGGAACCAUGGCCGAGCUGCACGUCGAGGCCCGAGGCGCCGUGCACGAGAAGAGUGGCAUCGUGAACCUUCACGGGCUGCGAGUGGAGGCCGUGGGCCGCAACAUUCCCUGCUGGCGCAGCCGACCUCUGAACGUCACGCUCACGUCGUCUUUUGCCAGCGUGCAGACCGACAGGGCGUCCGCGUCGCUGGGCUUCUAUGCCAACCCAGGCUACAGCCACGUGCGGGGCAAACUGCAACAGGGAGACGACGACCUGGUGGUGGAGGUGCUGGCCGAGAUGACCGACCACCCGGUGGCCGACGACGGCAGCCGUCACCCGGUGACGCUGCAGGUCAGCGCGCUCCAUUGGCGCGCCACGGCCACCCACAUGCUGCGCAUCGUACGCACGGGAAAGGAGAGCGCGCUGGUUGACGCCCGGGUGCUGGUCGACGACACCCGCGUCUACGAGAGGGAGGACCGGGUCUCCAUCGCGGCCUAUAUUCGUCACUCGGACGACUCGACCUCCGAGCCGAGCAAGCUCGUGUUCCGUCUGUUCCUGCCCUUCUUCAUCACUUUCGAGUCGCUGGUUGACGUGGUGUCGGUCAGCCACUACCAACCUAUCGUCAGGAACACUAGCACCGGCGUCGACAUCGAGCUGCCCACUCUGAUGUUCGCCGACCAAGUGGAGCUGAACAUGACGCUAGCCGUGGACCCGGAGAACAAACGUGGCUACGGCAAGGGCGAGACGCUAGCCACCAUCCCGUACAGGGUGCUGUGCGACCAGACCUCCAGGGGAUCCCAGAAGCAGGCGCAGGGCCUGCCCUGCGCCAACACCAGCCACUUGGUCUUCACAGUCAACAGCAAUGAGUGCGUCUUCGAGCUGGGACUGCAGAGUGGACUAAUCGAAAACUGUCAGAUAACGGCCUCGUCGGCAGCCGACACCUUGCACGCGCCGUGGGAAGUGCGCAAGGGCGGAUCCAGUGUAUGGUCUCCCGCCGUGAAGUCGAGCCUGCAGCACGACUACCUGCAGGUGAACUUUAUGCGCGUCACCAGGGUGUCCCAGGUGGAGGUGGUGUACGUGCCGGGCUCGCGCCGGGUCUCCAAGUACCGGCUGCUCUACAGCGACAACGGCCAGGACUGGUACAAACACGGAGACGUUCGAACCCUGGACCACAAGAACGGCGUGGCCAUCGACCGGCUCGAGAAGACAAUCCAGGCGCGCCAAAUCCGCUUCGUCAUUGAGGAGGCGUCCGACCCGCAGAUGGAGGACGAACUCCUGGUCGGCAUGCAGCUCGAGCUGUACGGAUGUUACAUCGAGGAGUUGGACCAGGAGCACGGAGUUGCUUGUGAAGAGGACAACACCUGGUACUCGCAUGUUAAAACCAAGAAAACGCGCCACUUUGCAGUGGACACGAUCAACAACAUCGUCUACUUCUGCGACUUCCACGGAAAGACAGAUCACUUGGCCUGCUUCUCUUCCAACGACGGAGGAAAAACUUGGAUAAUCCUGGAGCCGUUCGUGAACCACCUGCUGGGCUUCGACCCGGAGUCUAGCCGCAUGCUGGCCUGCGACUCGUCGGGCGAGUCCUUCCUGGCCAGCUCGGACGGCACCCACUGGGCGCUGGUGCCAGGCCGCGCGGCCAACGUCUCGCUCAGCCGCGCCAACUUCGUGCCCAGCCUGAUCGUGCCAGCAAUGACGCGCUCCGACAUCCUCUCCAAGGACCUCAUCAUUGGCGAUUGGAAAGCCACCUACGACGGGCUUGUGUACAAGGACGCUGAGGCUCCUGCCGCCAUCUGGAAAGGCUGCUGCAUCGGAGCGGAGUAGCCUCGACACCGGCUAACCACGGUGUCUACGCGUCGACACCGGCUAGCCACGGCGUUUACGCGUUGAGAACGUUUCUUGCUCGUAUACUUGCUUUGGCGGACAGAAAAGCAAUAAGGAGAAACGAACGAAUGCUGUGAAUUAUGUAAAAAUUGCGUGGUUAUUUGGGCGAGGACUCGCGAGCUACGCUCAGGAGCCGUAGAUCGUGUCAUUGUAACGCUUGCGGUCGCUGAGACAGCGUUGUUGUUUGCAGCGUACAUAUAUGACAAUUUUCCAAUUUAUAGUAAUGUUUUGUUAUCUGAACUUAUCCUUCGUUUAUAAGACCAAGAUUACUAUCGCCCGUGUAUCUAGUAGGUGACUUGUGAAAUAAUAAUCGUUUGACAGCCUCUGGCUCAACUUAUUGAACAAUCAAACGCAGCACUUUCGACAUACACGAUGAGGUUAAUUAUGUUAUGCUUACCCGUAAUUUGGUUAUAUUGUGACUACAGAAUGUGCGGCGUUGCAAGAAUAAGUGACUACAGAUUGCGCUUGCUGCGAAGAGCCUUCAUCGGGAAACUCAAAGCCGCCGCAUCUCAGUUCAGUUAAUGACACGUGGUCCUAAACGAUCGCUUCGCGAUGUCACCAUGUUUGUAAGACUCUCUGCAAAAUGCAAAGGCGUCAUUAAAAACGAGUGACCACGAACAAAGAAGCCUCUGUGAGAACAAUUCGUUACUUCGGUUGGAUUCAGCAGCUGAAACAUCUUCGCGAUUAGCUUCAACGUCGCAUGCAGUAAACGUUCGAGAGCUGAACGAUGCGCAAUGUUAUUGCGUUCUAAGACCUCGAAGGACUCCAGCCUAAAUAAAACGUCAUCAAGCAACCAACUAAUAUACAAAAUUCUCGCCCAAA